CAUAGGAAUUGCCCAACACACGCAUCCACAACAGCGUCGGCGCAUCGCAGCGGCUCCGCGUCUCCGCAUCGUUGCGGCGGUGGCGGACCUCGUGUUGCGGCAGCUGCGGCUCCACCUCCACAUCUCCGCUCCGUCUGUUCUACCGAGGCAAGGGGGGGCUGGAGCCUAGUUUCGCCUCUACUGGGCUCCGCCAUUGCAAGGAGGAGCCCCUCGAAGCCUCAAAACUGACUACAGUCUACAGGUAGCAAUGGUUCGUAUGAAGUCUCUGGAUUUAUUUUUCAAAAGAAAAAGAGAUGAAUCGAUUGAUGGGGAAGGGCAAGAUCUAUUUGAUGCUCCUUCUGUGCCUCAACUACUUGAAUUGCAACCUGCAAGACAGGAAGAAGAAGAACAGCAGCAACAAGAAGAAGAAGUUCGAUUCAGUGAUCAGGAACCCCAUAGGCAAGAAGCAGCAACAGCUCAGUGUGAAGAAGAGAGAAGAAUAGGGACAAGGCGAAGAUUAUCAAACAAAUGAACCUGUCAUUUUUCGAGGCAUUGAAUUCUUGGAGAGGGAUCCUGCACUUCGUCCACAAAUUUGGCAGUACCCAAAUAAUCAGAGAGAUCAAGUGGUGCGAGCAUACUUGCACUUAGGACCCAUUCAGCCAUUACUAAAGAAAUAUAAGCCUUCUGGGCCGAAAGGGCAUCGACGCCGCUUCCAAUACAUCUGGUUUAUUCAAUUUCCAUCUUGGUUGGAAUACUCAGAGAGUAGUGCCCGUGCAUAUUAUUUUUUCUGCUUCCUGUGCAGCAGAAACAUAAAGAAACGAGGUGGUUUUGAUGUCUUCACUGCACAAGGUUUUGACACCUGGAAGAAAGUUAAUGAUGGAAAAAAGUGUGCAUUCUUAAUCCAUGUAGGAUCUGAACCUUGCUCACAUCACAACAAUGCAGUGGCAGAAUGUCAAGCUAUACUGAAUCAACCAAAUCAUAUAGAAAAUAUUGUUGAAGUGAUAACUGAAAGGGAGAAGGAAAGAAACCGUCUACGGCUGAAAACAUCAAUUGCAGCUGUUAAGUGGCUAACAUUUCAGUCUUGUGCUUUCAGAGGUCAUGAUGAGACACCUCAGUCAAAAAACAGAGGUAAUUUCAUUGAGAUGAUAAAACUUCUUGCAGAGUUCAAUCCUGAAAUUGCAAGUGUAGUUCUGGAGAACGCUCCAAAAGUCUGCAAGUACACUUCACCUGAUAUUCAAAAGGAGAUUUUGGGUAUUCUUGCGAUGAAAGUCAGGAAGCAUAUUCGUGAUGAAAUCGGCAAUUCUAAGUUUUCUAUUCUUGUGGAUGAAACAUGUGAUGUGGCAAAAAGAGAGCAGAUGGCAGUUGUCUUCAGAUUUGUUGAUAAAGAUGGUGUUUUACAAGAACGGUUCUUCGACUUGAUACAUGUAAAGAACACCAAGGCACUAACAUUGAAAAUGGAAUUGUCUUCUUUAUUGUCCAAGUAUUCCUUCGAUGUUCAGAACCUCCGUGGCCAAGGAUAUGAUGGCGCCAGUAACAUGAAGGGCAAAUUCAAUGGAUUGCAAGCACUAUUUCUAAGAGAAUGUCCUUAUGCAUAUUAUGUUCACUGCUAUGCACAUUGGUUGCAACUUGCUCUUGUCACUGCAGCAAAGGAUGUGGUUCCUAUUACCCAGUUUUUUCAGAAACUUCUCUUUAUUAUAAACACAGUUGACUCAUCAUCAAAGCGUCAUGAUGAGCUCCAUGAUGCCCAAAUGGUUGAGCUUGCACGCUUGCUAGCUAUUGACGAACUUGAGACAGGUCAAGGAGCAAACCAGAUUCGACCACUGAAACGUCCAGGAGAGACUAGGUGGGGUUCUCACUUAGGUUCUGUCUCUAGUCUUAUGGACAUGUUCAAUCCAGUGAGUUCAGUUCUACAGAACUUAGCCGCCGAUUCAACAGCUGGUACACACCGUGCAGAUGGAGAUACUUCUUUCAAGUACCUGACAUCAUUUGAGUUUUUAUUUAUUCUAUGCCUGAUGAGGGAAAUAUUUGAAAUAACUGAACACCUUGGUCAAGCUUUACAGAAGAAAUCACAAGACAUAGUAAAUGCUAUUUGGCUUGUGAAAUCCACAAAGAUUCUUCUUGAGCAAAUGAGAUCAGAUGAUGGAUGGGAAACUUUCUACCUCAAGGUUUUUGAGUUUUGCAUGGAACAUGAUGUUGUUGUUCCAAACAUGGAAGAAACAUACAUUUUGCGGGGUGGUCGUGCUCGUCGAUAGCCUAAUCAUUUUACCAAUGAGAAUUAUUUUUGGGUGGAGAUAUUUCGUGCAACAAUUGACACUCAGCUGGUUGAAUUAACUUUGAAGUUCAAUGAGAAGGUGAUGGAUCUUUUGUCCCUUAGUGUUACAUUGAUACCAAAAAAUAGUUUUGCUUCUUUCCAAGCAACAGAGAUAUGAAAAGUGGUUGAGAAGUACUACCCAGCAGAUUUCAAUCAACAAGAAAUAUUUGGAUUAGAGGGUCAGCUGAAACAUUUUGUUGCUGAUGCAUCCAAGAGUGAAGAUAUGAAAAAUAUUGCAACCAUAGUGGAGCUUUGUCAAUGCCUUGUUCAGACUGGACGACAUAGGAUCCUGAACUUGGUUGACAGAUUGAUACGUUUGCUUGUUACUCUCCCAGUUUCAAUAGCUAGUGCUGAGUGUGCUUUCUCUAUCCUGAAGAUCCUCAAGACAAGGCUACACAACAAAAUGGAUGAUGGAUACCUUGCUAACAGCUUGUUAGUACAUGUCGAAGGUGAAACUGUAGGAAACUACACCUACGAAGAUAUAAUCGCUGAUUUCAAGGAUAUGAAGGACAGAAGAGCAGACCUUUAGGUGGUGGUAGUAUGUUCUGCGUCUAUUUUGGUAUAUAUGGUCAUAUGUUCUUUAUGACUUAAUUACAUAGCUAGUGUUACUCCAUAUGGUUUACUUGUAUUUUGGUACGGUUAUGGUAGUCUGACAAGAUGACAAUGUGAA
This is a messenger RNA of Panicum virgatum (switchgrass), 2960 nucleotides long. RefSeq names its product zinc finger MYM-type protein 1-like. Lineage: Eukaryota; Viridiplantae; Streptophyta; Magnoliopsida; Poales; Poaceae. The record is from RefSeq and is a predicted model, not a curated record. Bases 1122 to 2231 code for a protein of 369 amino acids. The transcript is spliced from 2 exons.